Pan troglodytes (chimpanzee) is the source of this 4364-nucleotide messenger RNA. It is a transcript of the gene MYB, whose product is annotated as MYB proto-oncogene, transcription factor. Gene Ontology annotation, molecular function: RNA polymerase II cis-regulatory region sequence-specific DNA binding; DNA-binding transcription factor activity, RNA polymerase II-specific. Gene Ontology annotation, biological process: mitotic cell cycle; positive regulation of transcription by RNA polymerase II. Gene Ontology annotation, cellular component: nucleus. NCBI's taxonomy places the organism in Eukaryota, Metazoa, Chordata, Mammalia, Primates, Hominidae. The coding region runs from base 945 to 3170 and encodes 741 amino acids. The record is from RefSeq and is a predicted model, not a curated record. The transcript is spliced from 16 exons.
ACACGCCGGGGCUCCCUGCGAGCGGCGGGUGCCAGGGCUAGCUCGGCAGCCGUCGCAGUCGCCACUCGGCUCAAGGGGACAGAGGCCGGCAGCACCCAAGGCCGCUGCCGCGCAACCGGGACGCGAUCCCCGCGGGCUCUGCCCCCAGGCGAAAGGUCCCUGCGCGGCGCGCACACGUGGAUGCGGCUGAGGUCGCCGCGCCUUCUCGUACCCUCCUUCAGCCGCCUUAGGUCGCCCCGGCCGAGGCGCGGUGACCGGACAGACCCUCGCGAAGGAGUUCUAAGGAGAAGUCCAUGGAGGCAAAGCAAAUCCAUUCGCCUUUCCUUAGAUUGUUUGAUUUUCUCCUACUGGUUUGUUGUUGAGCCUGCGGGCGCUGGUCCCCGCGCGGUGCUGGGAAGUUGCAAAGAGCGUGGGUGGAGACCCUGCAGCAGCACCCGCGGGCUGGGCUGGGCGGGGAGCAGCGCCGGGGCUUGGUUGGGCUCUGGGGACGAGAGGGCGACUUGGGGGAGCUCCGGGCUACCUAUGCCUCCUCCGGAGCCUGGCGGCGCAGGGCGGUGUGCUGCCCCUCGAGGGCUCCACUUUUCGCCUUUAGGACUUCACAGGACAGCUACCGGGGUCAUCUGUAUUUUUUUUUUUUUUUUCCGAGAGCUGAAACUGGCAGCAGGAGGAGGGAGUCGGCCAGGGGUGCUGGGAGGAGGCGCGGCAGAGGCUCCGCGCCCCGAGGUCUCGGCCGCCCCCGCGGGGCGGGGCCGCGCAGGUUCCCUGAGGCUCCAGGUAGCCCAGAGGGGAGGCGGCUGGGAGGGGCGGGAGCCUUGAACCUGCCUCAGGGGAAGAGAAACCCGACUGCGGGCUCGGAGCCGUUUCUUGCAAGGGCGAGCGUCAACUCGGCAGGGAUUAUAUUAACCAGCAUAUAUAGCAGUGACGAGGAUGAUGAGGACUUUGAGAUGUGUGACCAUGACUAUGAUGGGCUGCUUCCCAAGUCUGGAAAGCGUCACUUGGGGAAAACAAGGUGGACCCGGGAAGAGGAUGAAAAACUGAAGAAGCUGGUGGAACAGAAUGGAACAGAUGACUGGAAAGUUAUUGCCAAUUAUCUCCCGAAUCGAACAGAUGUGCAGUGCCAGCACCGAUGGCAGAAAGUACUAAACCCUGAGCUCAUCAAGGGUCCUUGGACCAAAGAAGAAGAUCAGAGAGUGAUAGAGCUUGUACAGAAAUACGGUCCGAAACGUUGGUCUGUUAUUGCCAAGCACUUAAAGGGGAGAAUUGGAAAACAAUGUAGGGAGAGGUGGCAUAACCACUUGAAUCCAGAAGUUAAGAAAACCUCCUGGACAGAAGAGGAAGACAGAAUUAUUUACCAGGCACACAAGAGACUGGGGAACAGAUGGGCAGAAAUCGCAAAGCUACUGCCUGGACGAACUGAUAAUGCUAUCAAGAACCACUGGAAUUCUACAAUGCGUCGGAAGGUCGAACAGGAAGGUUAUCUGCAGGAGUCUUCAAAAGCCAGCCAGCCAGCAGCAGCCACAAGCUUCCAGAAGAACAGUCAUUUGAUGGGUUUUGCUCAGGCUCCGCCUACAGCUCAACUCCCUGCCACUGGCCAGCCCACUGUUAACAACGACUAUUCCUAUUACCACAUUUCUGAAGCACAAAAUGUCUCCAGUCAUGUUCCAUACCCUGUAGCGUUACAUGUAAAUAUAGUCAAUGUCCCUCAGCCAGCUGCCGCAGCCAUUCAGAGACACUAUAAUGAUGAAGACCCUGAGAAGGAAAAGCGAAUAAAGGAAUUAGAAUUGCUCCUAAUGUCAACCGAGAAUGAGCUAAAAGGACAGCAGGUGCUACCAACACAGAACCACACAUGCAGCUACCCCGGGUGGCACAGCACCACCAUUGCCGACCACACCAGACCUCAUGGAGACAGUGCACCUGUUUCCUGUUUGGGAGAACACCACUCCACUCCAUCUCUGCCAGCGGAUCCUGGCUCCCUACCUGAAGAAAGCGCCUCGCCAGCAAGGUGCAUGAUCGUCCACCAGGGCACCAUUCUGGAUAAUGUUAAGAACCUCUUAGAAUUUGCAGAAACACUCCAAUUUAUAGAUUCUGAUUCUUCAUCAUGGUGUGAUCUCAGCAGUUUUGAAUUCUUUGAAGAAGCAGAUUUUUCACCUAGCCAACAUCACACAGGCAAAGCCCUACAGCUUCAGCAAAGAGAGGGCAAUGGGACUAAACCUGCAGGAGAACCUAGCCCAAGGGUGAACAAACGUAUGUUGAGUGAGAGUUCACUUGACCCACCCAAGGUCUUACCUCCUGCAAGGCACAGCACAAUUCCACUGGUCAUCCUUCGAAAAAAACGGGGCCAGGCCAGCCCCUUAGCCACUGGAGACUCUAGCUCCUUCAUAUUUGCUGACGUCAGCAGUUCAACUCCCAAGCGUUCCCCUGUCAAAAGCCUACCCUUCUCUCCCUCGCAGUUCUUAAACACUUCCAGUAACCAUGAAAACUCAGACUUGGAAAUGCCUUCUUUAACUUCCACCCCCCUCAUUGGUCACAAAUUGACUGUUACAACACCAUUUCAUAGAGACCAGACUGUGAAAACUCAAAAGGAAAAUACUGUUUUUAGAACCCCAGCUAUCAAAAGGUCAAUCUUAGAAAGCUCUCCAAGAACUCCUACACCAUUCAAACAUGCACUUGCAGCUCAAGAAAUUAAAUACGGUCCCCUGAAGAUGCUACCUCAGACACCCUCUCAUCUAGUAGAAGAUCUGCAGGAUGUGAUCAAACAGGAAUCUGAUGAAUCUGGAAUUGUUGCUGAGUUUCAAGAAAAUGGACCACCCUUACUGAAGAAAAUCAAACAAGAGGUGGAAUCUCCAACUGAUAAAUCAGGAAACUUCUUCUGCUCACACCACUGGGAAGGGGACAGUCUGAAUACCCAACUGUUCACGCAGACCUCGCCUGUGGCAGAUGCACCGAAUAUUCUUACAAGCUCCGUUUUAAUGGCACCAGCAUCAGAAGAUGAAGACAAUGUUCUCAAAGCAUUUACAGUACCUAAAAACAGGUCCCUGGCGAGCCCCUUGCAGCCUUGUAGCAGUACCUGGGAACCUGCAUCCUGUGGAAAGAUGGAGGAGCAGAUGACAGCUUCCAGUCAAGCUCGUAAAUACGUGAAUGCAUUCUCAGCCCGGACACUGGUCAUGUGAGACAUUUCCAGAAAAGCAUUAUGGUUUUCAGAACACUUCAAGUUGACUUGGGAUAUAUCAUUCCUCAACAUGAAACUUUUCAUGAAUGGGAGAAGAACCUAUUUUUGUUGUGGUACAACAGUUGAGAGCAGCACCAAGUGCAUUUAGUUGAAUGAAGUCUUAUUGGAUUUCACCCAACUAAAAGGAUUUUUAAAAAUAAAUAACAGUCUUACCUAAAUUAUUAGGUAAUGAAUUGUAGCCAGUUGUUAAUAUCUUAAUGCAGAUUUUUUAAAAAAAAAAACAUAAAAUGAUUUAUCUGUAUUUUAAAGGAUCCAACAGAUCAGUAUUUUUUCCUGUGGUGGGUUUUUUGAAAUUUUACACAUUAAAAGGUACUCCAGUAUUUCACUUUUCUCGAUCACUAAACAUAUGCAUAUAUUUUUAAAAAUCAGUAAAAGCAUUACUCUAAGUGUAGACUUAAUACCAUGAGACAUUUAAUCCAGAUUGUAAAUGCUCAUUUAUGGUUAAUGACAUUGAAGGUACAUUUAUUGUACCGAACCAUUUUAUGAGUUUUCUGUUAGCUUGCUUUAAAAAUUAUUACUGUAAGAAAUAGUUUUAUAAAAAAUUAUAUUUUUAUUCAGUAAUUUAAUUUUGUAAAUGCCAAAUGAAAAACGUUUUUUGCUGCUAUGGUCUUAGCCUGUAGACAUGCUGCUAGUAUCAGAGGGGCAGUAGAGCUUGGACGGAAAGAAAAGAAACUUGGUGUUAGGUAAUUGACUAUGCACUAGUAUUUCAGACUUUUUAAUUUUAUAUAUAUAUACAUUUUUUUUCCUUCUGCAAUACAUUUGAAAACUUGUUUGGGAGACUCUGCAUUUUUUAUUGUGGUUUUUUUGUUAUUGUUGGUUUAUACAAGCAUGCGUUGCACUUCUUUUUUGGGAGAUGUGUGUUGUUGAUGUUCUGUGUUUUGUUUUGAGUGUAGCCUGACUGUUUUAUAAUUUGGGAGUUCUGCAUUUGAUCCGCAUCCCCUGUGGUUUCUAAGUGUAUGGUCUCAGAACUGUUGCAUGGAUCCUGUGUUUGCAACUGGGGAGACAGAAACUGUGGUUGAUAGCCAGUCACUGCCUUAAGAACAUUUGAUGCAAGAUGGCCAGCACUGAACUUUUGAGAUAUGACGGUGUACUCACUGCCUUGUAGCAAAAUAAAGAUGCGCCCUUAUUUUACCUA